This is a messenger RNA of Neltuma alba, 1750 nucleotides long. RefSeq names its product probable serine/threonine-protein kinase PIX13. Gene Ontology annotation, molecular function: ATP binding; protein kinase activity. The coding region runs from base 211 to 1350 and encodes 379 amino acids. The transcript has 6 exons. Gene Ontology annotation, biological process: protein phosphorylation. NCBI's taxonomy places the organism in Eukaryota, Viridiplantae, Streptophyta, Magnoliopsida, Fabales, Fabaceae. The record is from RefSeq and is a predicted model, not a curated record.
UCAACUGGGUCUAGCCGGCGAAGCAGCUAUGUGAAUUUCGCACAGUAACCCCUAGAAAAAGAAAUGAACAUAAUUUAACCGAAAAAAAUUGUGGUAACCAAGACGAAAACGAUACUUCUCGCCUCUGGCUCCCUCAAACCUUCUUCAUUGCUGCUCUUUCAGGCUUUGCGGGAGCCAUUUUAUGCUAGCUUUCUCGCCUGGGGGCUUGAUAUGGGUCUAUGCUUUGGGUCUCUCGCCCACGAUGAUGGAGCGACGUCUAGUAUCAACAAAAAUCCAUGUUCAGGUUCAGCGAGUACUGACAGUAAGAACGUUGGGUUCUCUGCUACGAACAGCAGUGCUGCGAGGAGUCAAUUUUCAGAACUGGCAAGUGGGAGCCUCGGCGAUUCCCUUCCUUCCCCUAACGGGCAAAUUCUAGAAACUCCAAACCUGAAGGUAUUCAGUUUUGGAGACUUGAAAGCAGCUACAAAGAACUUCAAAUCCGAUACAUUGCUUGGAGAGGGUGGUUUUGGUAAAGUUUACAAAGGCUGGCUGGAUGAGAAGACACUGACACCAUCUAAGGCAGGGUGUGGAAUUGUGGUUGCUAUUAAAAAAUUGAACGCAGAAAGCGUGCAAGGAUUCCAAGAGUGGCAGUCAGAAGUCAAUUUCUUGGGAAGGCUUUCUCAUCCCAACUUGGUCAAGCUAUUGGGUUACUGUUGGGAUGCUGAGGAGCUGCUGCUUGUGUAUGAGUUCAUGCCAAAGGGCAGUUUGGAGAAUCAUCUCUUCAGAAGAAUUUCUAACAUUGAACCACUUUCGUGGAACAUGCGACUCAAAAUAGCUAUUGGUGCAGCUCGAGGCCUUGCCUUUUUGCACGCAUCAGAAAAGCAAGUGAUAUACAGAGAUUUCAAGGCCUCAAAUAUACUACUUGAUGGGAAUUAUAAUGCAAAAAUUUCUGACUUUGGCUUGGCGAAAUUGGGGCCGUUAGGUGGAGAAUCACAUGUUACAACUAGGGUUAUGGGCACUUAUGGUUAUGCUGCUCCAGAAUAUGUUGCUACAGGCCACUUGUAUGUAAAGAGCGAUGUGUAUGGAUUUGGUGUAGUGCUGCUUGAAAUGCUGACAGGUCUGAGGGCACUUGAUCCAAAGCGACCCAGUGGGCGGCAGAAUCUGGUUGAAUGGGUGAAGCCAUAUCUGUCUAGCAAAAGAAAGUUGAAAGCCAUUAUGGACGCUCGGAUUCAGGGUCAAUAUUCACUCAAGGCAGCAUCACAGGCAGCUAAGCUUGCUCUGAAUUGCCUACAACCUGACCCCAAACACCGUCCUUCCAUGAAAGAAGUAGUUGAGGAAUUGGAAGGCAUGGAACAAUCAAAGACAAAGUAAGUGUUCAAACGCCCCAAAAAAAAGGGACAAAGUAAAGCUAUCCAAAGUAGGAAGCUCAAGCUAUUCUGAGGUUGAAACUGUGGUUAAACGGUAGUAUGAUCGAAACAAUUGGCUGAAUCGGCCUCUUGAUACAUGUUCUUUGUUGGUUCUAUUCUUGGGCGGAGGGGGAGAUUUUAACCAGCCUUUUUACUGCCGCGAUUGGACUAGGUUCUUUUUCUGUAUAGUGGGUCGAUAUUCUGUAUCACGAUCACUGUAUCUGCGGUUAGAUUUUUCAAAUGUGAUUUUGUACUAUUAUAGUUGCAACACUUGUUGGAGUGGUUCAGGGUGGAGACUGCGUAAAAAUGAGUGAUGUAUCAAAUGAAAGGUUAACAAUAAGAACAAGACGAGACUUUCCUUAAGA